This is a messenger RNA of Penaeus indicus, 1299 nucleotides long. RefSeq names its product oplophorus-luciferin 2-monooxygenase non-catalytic subunit-like. Gene Ontology annotation, cellular component: membrane. The record is from RefSeq and is a predicted model, not a curated record. The coding region runs from base 1 to 1299 and encodes 432 amino acids. The transcript has 7 exons. NCBI's taxonomy places the organism in Eukaryota, Metazoa, Arthropoda, Malacostraca, Decapoda, Penaeidae.
AUGAUACGACUAAGAACCUGCGAGGAAGACCGCGCGGGAACAGUAGACGCCAUUUUUGUUGUUGGAACCGAGAGCAGAGGCGAUGGUUCUGUUCGCCCGCGUGACCAGCAAGUUGAAAAACCGCCCACAAUUGAUCGAAUAUGGGGUAUAUAUAGAGGGGUGGGAGACGUCUCUCUACCAGUCCAGCUUAUUCGAGCGAAGUGGAAAGCCACGAUGAAGACGUUUGCUCCUGUUGGCUUCCUGUUGCUUCUGAUCCCCUUCUGUCAUGGGAGGAUCCUCAACUCCCUGCACACAGAGGCGAGUCAGUGGCGUAAGUUACCUUGCCCGAACCCCGAUGAUAUCCUGCCUUGUAUAUGCACCGCGGACGAGGAUAAUCAAAUGGACUUGGACUGUUCGCGAGUAGCGAGCGAGGACGAACUGGAGAGAGUGUUUUCGUCGACCUUUCCCUUCAGUACUUUCCGAAACUUGACCGUCGUUGAUAACGCCUAUCUGAAGACCCUGAAGAACCAAUCCCUCGGCAUCGCCUCCUUCACGGGCGUGUACAUCAUGAACAGCGUGCUGGAGGUGGUGGAAUCCCACGCCCUUGUGAACAGCUUUGGCACAGCUCAGGUGAUCAACAUGCAGAAUAACUCAUUGUCUUCGUUUCCCUUCGAGACCGUGUUCUCUUUCAGCAGCCUCGUGGAGCUCGACCUCAGCGACAACCAACUGACUUUUCCUGCCAUCGGGUCCGAGUCGCUGCUCACGCUCGACCUGUCCAACAACCAGGUCGACGACGUCUCCGCCACGGCCUUCUCAGCUACGCCGGAAAUCUCGGAAAUCAAUCUCGGAGGAAACCAAAUAAGCCAAAUUCCUACAGGCACCUUCGCGGGCCACCAUAACUUGUACCACGUGAACCUCGAAUCGAACGCGCUGACCUACCUUCCCGAGGGCGCCAUACAGCUGACCUCCAGCAGUGAGGGGACCGUCAUUCUGCGGAAUAACCAGAUCGCAGAUGUUGCUGUCAAUAGCAUAACAGAUGUAUCCGGCGGCAACGUGGACAUCAGCAACAACGUUUUGAAGGCUUUGAACGAGGACGUCUUCCGACCUAUUCUGGCUGAAGGCACGGCUCUCGACAUCAAAGGGCCGGAUUAUAACCUUUUGGGGCCCCUAGACAACCCGUUGACCUGCGGCUGCGACAUCGCGUGGCUGAUCCGCGACGAGAACCUGCUGAAGCUGGUGGCGGAGGGCGCUGCCUGCUACGACGAGGAGCUGCUCGUCGACCUCGACCCCGGGAUGUUCGACGCCCUGGGAUGCCCCUAG